Messenger RNA from Papaver somniferum (opium poppy), 2773 nucleotides. Its product is annotated as kinesin-like protein KIN-14N. Gene Ontology annotation, biological process: microtubule-based movement. Gene Ontology annotation, molecular function: microtubule binding; ATP binding; microtubule motor activity. The coding region runs from base 122 to 1435 and encodes 437 amino acids. NCBI's taxonomy places the organism in Eukaryota, Viridiplantae, Streptophyta, Magnoliopsida, Ranunculales, Papaveraceae. The record is from RefSeq and is a predicted model, not a curated record. The transcript is spliced from 13 exons.
UAAUAAAAAACGAAGAAAAACGAGAACUGAAACUCAAAAUUCAGAAAAUAGGAGGUCUCAUCGUAUCCCUCUGGAACCCUAGACAAGUCGCUCCAGGAUCAGCAACUCAAACCCAGCCAAAAUGACAAAAGCAUCAGCAUCAGCAUCAGCAUCAGCAAUGAGUCGUGUAAGAGCAAAGAGAGUUCCUACCCAACAAGAAAUAGAUGCACUGGACCGUGCCACUAAAUUCAUGAAAUCGCUACCUGACUUUAUAGAAAGCUGUUUUUGUAAGGCGCUAGAGCGAACUCAUUUGGUGACACGCUCAACUUUUCCUAUACCAAAGCAUUUCCAAGAGACGAUCACACGACCAAACGAAGAGACGGUCACACAACAAAACGAAGAGACGGUCACACAAAAAGACGAAGAGACGGUCACACACGAAGAGAUUGUCACACUUAAAGAUGAAGAAGGUGGAAAGUAUAUAGUCAAGUAUAAGUACAAAUCUAAAAGUUUUCAAGGUGGAUGGUCUGGUUUUGUCAAGAACCAAGACUUACGGGUUGGUGAUGCCGUGGUCUUCAACCAAAUAGACAGAUUUGUUUUUGAUGUUUACAUGUUCCGUGCUAGAGACAAAUCAGAAAAUGUGGUUUGUCAGCACCAAUGUAAGAGCAAAUGUGCUGCUGAUAAGGCCUCUACCUCUACUUCUUUUACUGAGGCGAGGGAAUCCAUUUGUCCUGAAGCUAUGAGUCUGAGGACAGAGUUGGAAGAGCUGAAACAAAAAUUACUAGAGAUGGCUCAAGAUCGAGACCGCCUGCUGUUACAAGUUAACAGUUUAUCAUAUGCUGUCAAGUACAAUGGCGAAUCAUCUGUACAGGAGUCGAAAAAUUUACUGAUUAAGACAUUGGAGCGUGAUCUAGCUGAUGUCAGAGGAAAAUUGCAGGUAUCUUCCAAGAAAAAUAUGGAGGUACAGUCUGAACUGGAGUCACGAAAUAAGCUUGUGGACACCCUCAAAAAAGAGCUUGUUGAGGCAGAGAAGCUAAGAAUAAAGCUUCAAAACAAGAUAUUGGAACUCAAAGGAAACAUUCGUGUUUUCUGCAGGGUACGACCUCCUGUACAUGAUGAUGGUAAACAAAUAAAAAUCUCAUAUCCCAAAUCAGUGGAAGAGAAAGGCCACGCCAUCCAUUUGUCCAAAAAUGGUUAUUUGCAUAAAUUUGCGUUCGACAGAGUAUUCGAUCCCAAGGCAAAACAAGAAGAUAUUUUUGUGGAUGUAUCUGAGUUGGUGCAGAGUGCGCUUGACGGGAAGAAGGUCUGCAUAUUCGCGUAUGGCCAGACUGGUUCUGGUAAAACAUACACCAUGAUUGGUGGCUUAGAUCAGAAAGAUAAAGAAGAAAAAGGAAUAAUACCUCGUUCAGUGGAGCAGAUAUUUCAAUACUUCCAGUCUGUAAAGACCAAGGGAUAGAAGUAUAACCUCAAGGUAACGGUGCUAGAAAUAUACAAGGAACAAAUCCAUGAUCUGCUGGAUCCGAAAAGUGGCGAGCAAAAGAAGUACAUAAUUAGUCAUGGCAAAGAUGGAAAAGCAGUAGUUCCCCACCUCACUGAAGAAGAUAUUUCUGGGCCAGAACAAUUUAUCUCCUUUCUGAAACAGGUUUCCGAAAGGAGGUAUAUUCCUUUACAAGCUGUGCGACAACAACAGUGGUCUUCAGUUUCAAAAUGUUUUUGUUGUUUCUUUCAGAUGUGUACGGAACAUACAUUGAUGAAUGAACAAUCCUCAAGAAGUCAUCUUGUCUUGACCCUCAACAUAUCUCGAGUUACCGAGAGUUCCCAAGUGCACGGCUUCCUGAAUAUGAUAGAUUUAGCCGGCAACGAAAACCUCAAAGAGAGCGGCGCAAUUGGGGACCGUGCAGAAGAAGCAAAGGCGAUAAACAAAAGUUUAUCCGCUUUCACUGGUGUCAUUCAAGCGCUUGUGCAGAAGAAUACACAGUACCCUACAGAGAAUCACUACUUACACACCUUCUCCAGCCUUGUCUCGAGGGGGACUCAAAAACUUUGAUGGUGGUCAACAUAUCUCCUUCUCUAGAGUCGGUGCGUCACUCAGUAAAGUCUUGCAGCCACAGUUAAUGCAUGUGUUGUUACUCGUAAGAACGAUGUUGCUGGUGAUGGUGAGGCUUCUUCAUCUUCCUCAUCUCUUUUCAACACUCCCAAGUCUACACCAAGAGAUCUCUCUCCUCUUAUCUCCACUACUCACAGAUCUCGUCCUCCUCUUCCUAAAAGACCGAUGCAUCUUGCUGGCUGCACCACUCCCAAAAUGACAGGAGUAGGAGGUAAAAAAACUGCUGCUGCUGCCGAGGCUUCUUCUUCUUCAUCACAUCUCUUCAAAACUCCAGUAUCAAGCUUAAAAAAUCCAUCUCCUCUCUCUGCUCACAGAUCGACAUAUUCUCUUCCUCCUCUAACUAUUCAGACACUUCCACGAAUACCUCUUGUUCAUUAUGCUGGCGGGUAGCCAAGAUUGCUCUUCAAUGUUUGGCUGAGAAAUGUAGAAAAUAGGGUUCAAGAUUCCCUUCUGAUUCUUAGUUGAUUUCCUUUUCUUUAAGAAUUAUUGCAGCAUUUAUAAGAACAGUAAGUGUUUUCUUAUGGUACUGAAUAGUUGGAAAAUCUGAAGAGUGUAUCAUUUUUUUGUUUUAUCUAUCAAGUAUAGUUAUAUUUUCGUCAAACUGUAGUUUUUCGUUAUUCUUAUCACCUUGUACUACAUACUUUUACAUAUUCUAGAAGGAGGCUGCAGCUCUAGUUAUAUUUUCAA